Drosophila erecta is the source of this 1432-nucleotide messenger RNA. RefSeq names its product glucose-fructose oxidoreductase domain-containing protein 1. The transcript has a single exon. The record is from RefSeq and is a predicted model, not a curated record. NCBI's taxonomy places the organism in Eukaryota, Metazoa, Arthropoda, Insecta, Diptera, Drosophilidae. Gene Ontology annotation, molecular function: nucleotide binding. Bases 92 to 1246 code for a protein of 384 amino acids.
AGUUUGACCGAUGUGGCAGCCCUGGUCGGCCACCAAAAAUAAACAUUGGAAUUUUCGCUUAACUUGAUUAGAGUUUUAUCCUAUUUGAGCGAUGCUGCCGGGCGUUGGAGUGUUCGGAACGGGGGAGAUAGCCAAUGUGCUGGUGCCGCUGCUGCGCGAGAAAGGAUUCGACGUGCGGGCCAUUUGGGGCAGGACCCUCAAAGAGGCGAAAGAGACUGCCACCACGCAGAAUGUCCAAUUCCAUACGAACGUAAUCGACGAUGUCUUGCUGCGAAAGGAUGUGGACCUGGUGUUCAUCGUUUGCCAGCCCUUUCUGCACGCGGAGAUCUCGGUGAAGGCCUUGGGAAUCGGGAAGCAUGUGGUGUGCGACAAGCCAGCAGGAUUGCACCAGCAGGACGCGCUCAAAAUGGUGCGGGCUUCCCAGUACUAUCCCACUCUGAUUUCCCUGGUCAACCAUCCCUUGAGGUUCCUGCCCGCCUUCACCCACAUGCGUCGCUGUUUGCAGGAGGAGCUGAUUGGCUCCAUUGGCGACGUGGUCCUCAUGGAUGUGCGCGUUCAGAUGGGAACUCUCUUCCCUGAGAAGUACAACUGGAUGUGCGAUGCCCAAAUGGGCGGCGGUGCCCUGAAUCUCGUGGGAUCUGUGGUGGACUUGGUUACCUUUCUGCUGCAACAGCAGGCACUAAGAGUGCAUGGAGUCCUGCGAUCCUACACCAAAACCACGUCGGCCAUUAAUGGCAUUCGGCAAAUUACGGCUCCGGAUUUCUGCAACUUCCAAAUGGAGCUGGCCAGUGGAACACUGGUCACAGUAGCACUGCACAGUCACACUGUGCCCGCAAAAGCCUUCUCGCAGGAAGUGCUCAUCUAUGGCAGCAAAGGACACCUGGUGGUCCGCGGCGGCGACCUAUUUGUUCUCAAGGAGGGCCAGCCCAAGGAGGAAGCUGUCUAUGUGGAUGUUCAGGAUCUGCACUUCGCCACCAAUAACUCCUUGCUACCACGACCCUAUAUCAAAGGUCUCUGCAAGAUGGUGGGCGCUCUGAAGGAAGCCUUCGGCAGCAAGGAGUCCUCCUGGGUCAAGGCUCCAGUUUCCACAGCGGCCACCUUUGAGGAUGGCCUCUACGUCCAGGCGGUGGUCGAGGCCAUCCGGAAAUCGAACGAGACCAGGCAGUGGCAAAGGGUUCAGUUGUCCACCGACAGCCCCCUGAAUCACGACCAGAUAAUUCGAUAUGCACGCAUGUCCACAAUGUGAGUGAGUCGGUAUUAGGUGCAAUACAUGAAUGAUUCCACUAUAUAUUUUUUAUAUAAUGUACGUGUUUAGUCUUUAAGCGUUCGAAAGAUUCAGGCUGUUAAGCCGGCGUCAUCUCCAUCAAUGUAUUUAACUUAUUUGUACGGCAUCAGCAUUUGCAACUAAUAAAAUUGAUUUGUUAGACUGUCA